UGUAUCUCAUUCCAAAUUUUUGACCUUGUAUCCAUUUUAUUCCGUAUCUGGUCUUUCACUCCAACUUCUGACCAGAACCCCCUUUUUUUUUUUUUUUUCAUUGUCGCCCCUUGGCAAUUGGCAACUUCUCGCGCCUGGUUUAUGAAUUAUCGCCGUCGAACUUUGUCGACGGCACCAAUGCAGUCGUUUUCGAUCUGCUAGAUUGAUACGAUAAAGUUCAACCCCGUUGACUGGUUGAACAACAUCAAAAGGGGGUAACGUGUCUGACGCGUAUGCGUAUUGACCGUCUAUUUGCCUACCUAUCUAUAACCUAUUCAUCCAAUACCUUUGCCAUCAUCCAACUUUUCGAGAGGGGAUCUUUCCCUUGCCGCUCGCUACUCUGCGCAUUUCGCAUUUCACUAAACGAAUAUACGGAUAGACGGCGGUAACGGGUCCUUUUUGUAUGAUUGAAUAAGCCAUCCUCGAUUACGACAACCACGAUAGAAUCAACGACUUGCCGAUUGUACGAGAAGAAAGACGACUAUAGUGCUGAUAUAGCUGCGUAUCAACCUCAACCUCAACCUCUCCGACUGCUGUCUGCCGUCUGCGAGGGCGUCGUUAAGCUCCAUUAUGGAUCUGCUUCGGCGCGCUUACAGGCGUGUGCCUGCAGCUAUGAGCACGCCUCAGCUUCCUACCUCGGGCGAGAAGAGACCUCAGCUCAACAGGUUAACAUCGCGACUUGCUUUCUUCAGAAGACCUCUCAGAUUAAAAGGCAACUCCAGCAUAUCUGUCCCGUUAGGCGUGGUCGUUCUAUUUCCAUGCAUCGUCGUUGUCCUCAUCCUCGUAUUAUUUGUUAGGCAUCCUAGCUCUCCGGGGAGGAUAUUGAUGCCUGCUGGCGCACCACCAGCUAUCCGAAAAAUUAGCGAAGAACACGACAAAGUAUUCGUCUCAGGCUGUCUCGCACCCGAUACUACGCAAGAACGAGUCAAUGGCGCAUUUGUCGUUCUCGCCCGAAACAAGGAGCUUGAUGGUGUCAUUCAGUCCAUUAAGUCUAUCGAGCGUCAUUUCAACAGAUGGUAUCAUUAUCCCUAUGUCUUCCUGAACGAUGGAGACUUCAACCAGACUUUCAAGGACAUCGUUCGCAACUACACUUCUGCUCCGGUUGAGUUUGGCAAGGUUGGCCCAGAGAUGUGGGGAUACCCAGACUGGAUAGACCCGAAAGUUGCAAAGGAGGGUAUCGCUAAACAGGGAGACGCCGCUGUGAUGUACGGUGGUCUAGAGAGCUACCACGCCAUGUGCCGAUUCUACUCUGGAUUUUUCUAUGACCACCCUCUUCUCGCCAAAUAUGAAUGGUACUGGCGUUUGGAGCCCGAGAUCAAGUACUUCUGUGAUAUUACUUAUGACCCAUUCCGUAAGAUGAUCGAGUAUAACAAGACGUACGGCUUCACUAUCGCUGUUAAGGAGCUUCGCGAGACCGUCCCCAACAUUUUCCGAUAUGCUUCUGCCUACAAGCGCCUGAACAACAUCACGUCUCAAGGUCUAUGGGAGAUGUUCGUCGAGCCCAAGCCAGAGAAGCCGGCUCCUCCUGAGAACGACCCUAACUUCAAACCGCCACUACCUGAAGAGAUCUUGCGGAGCGACCCCGGCCGAAUGAACUUGCCCGAGAUUGAUCCCGAAGCCAUGGAGGGCGAGAGUUAUAAUAUGUGCCAUUUCUGGUCUAACUUCGAAAUCGCGAAGCUCAGCUGGUUCCGAAGCAAGGAGUAUAAGGCCUUCUUCGAGAUGAUGGAUCGUAGUGGUGGUUUCUGGGUGGAACGGUGGGGUGAUGCCCCUAUCCAUUCCCUUGCUGCUGGUAUUCUUCUGGCGCCUCGCGACAUCCAUUAUUUCCGAGACUUCGGUUACCGACAUACUACUAUCCAACAUUGCCCGGCUAAUGCCCCUGCUCGCCAGCUUCCUCGUGAGCCUUACCUUGAGAAGACAACUCAAGACGAGAGGAAACGAGUCGAAGAAGACGAGUAUUGGGACCAGUGGGACCCAGAGAAAGAGAACGGCGUUGGUUGCCGUUGCCGUUGCGAUACUGAUAUUGUAGAUGUUGAGGGUAAGGAAGGUUCGUGCUUGGCUGAAUGGGUUGACGUUGCUGGCGGAUGGGCUAGCCCGUAGUGAGAGUUCGUCAACUCCAGAGACAUUUUGGCAAUUCCCAUCAACAACUACGGUUGGAUACCAAGUAUCUUCUAGCGGUCAUUUCACAAGGCAUGGCCCGGCACAAAAUAUUAACGAUGGAACGACAAUUAUAUUUGGUAUAAAUGUGCUCUUCGUCGCUUUUUGCCAGCAGAGGAGGGGUGCUUAGAAAUGACGGGUUUCGGAUAACGGCGCAGUGAAGGCUGAUAGGAGUGUAGCAUAUUACGUAUUAGGGGGAUAUAUAUCGGUCCUCGACUUGUACGGCUUGGUAGUUUUGCCAUAGAAAGAGGGCGUCACGAACCUAGAGGCGGUUUGAUAGGUUACUUGUCGGUUACCGCCUAGGUCCAAGGGUGGCGAACAUCAUAGUUCUGCAUGUAAAAGAGCUGCACCCUCGUGGUUCAGUCGGGUUGGCAUACUAUAUUGGGAUUGACAUCAAUCGUACAUAAUAUUCUCGUGUUAACAAAGCGAUUUGCCAUUUCUUCGAA
Daldinia decipiens is the source of this 2639-nucleotide messenger RNA. RefSeq names its product glycosyltransferase family 15 protein. Gene Ontology annotation, molecular function: alpha-1,2-mannosyltransferase activity. NCBI's taxonomy places the organism in Eukaryota, Fungi, Ascomycota, Sordariomycetes, Xylariales, Hypoxylaceae. The coding region runs from base 610 to 2136 and encodes 508 amino acids. The record is from RefSeq and is a predicted model, not a curated record. The transcript is spliced from 5 exons. Gene Ontology annotation, biological process: protein N-linked glycosylation; cell wall mannoprotein biosynthetic process. Gene Ontology annotation, cellular component: Golgi apparatus; membrane.